Lolium rigidum is the source of this 2786-nucleotide messenger RNA. RefSeq names its product probable galactinol--sucrose galactosyltransferase 6. The transcript has 5 exons. NCBI's taxonomy places the organism in Eukaryota, Viridiplantae, Streptophyta, Magnoliopsida, Poales, Poaceae. The record is from RefSeq and is a predicted model, not a curated record. Bases 27 to 2534 code for a protein of 835 amino acids.
CGCCAGCCAAUCUAUGCCCGCCCGUGAUGGCGGCGCUCACCCCCAGCUGCAGCAGCCCGGCCGCCGCAUCUCCGCCCCUCCUCGCGCGUAUAUAUACCCGCGCUUCUCCUCCUUCUUCCCGCUCAUCGCUCCUCCCGUCGCCUCUCUGCCUCAAAUCCAAUCCCAUUCCUCGUAGGUGUUCGUUUAGGACUCUUGCGGCGCCCAACGGUUCGUCGUCGUCGUCCGGCAGGCGGAGCGCGACAGGGGAGGAGAUGACGAUCGAGUCGUCCGUCAGCCUCGCCGACGGGGAGCUGUCCGUCCGCGGGCGCGCGGUGCUGUCCGGCGUGCCGGACGCGGUGUCCGCGACGUCCGCGGCGGCCAGGGGCCCCGUCGACGGCGUCUUCCUCGGCGCCGACUUCGCCGCACCGGCCUCCCGCCACGUCGUCUCCCUCGGCGCCAUGAGGGGCGUGCGGUUCAUGGCGUGCUUCCGCUUCAAGAUGUGGUGGAUGGCGCAGAGGAUGGGGGUAAAGGGCGGCGACGUCCCGCACGAGACGCAGUUCCUCCUCGUCGAGUCCAGGGCCGCAUCCGACGAGGAGACGUCGUAUGUCGUGUUCCUCCCGCUCGUGGAGGGCGCGUUCCGGGCCAGCCUCCAGGGCGGCGGCGCGGGCGGCGACGAGCUCCAGCUCUGCGUCGAGAGCGGCGACGCCGACACGCUGGCGAGUUCCUUCGAGCGCGUGCUCUUCGUUGGCGCCGCGGAGUCCGACCCGUUCGCGGCCAUCGCCGGCGCCGUCGCGGCGGUCCGGUCGUCCCUCGGGACCUUCCGCCCGCGCGCCGAGAAGAAGCUCCCUGGCAUCGUUGACUACUUCGGGUGGUGCACCUGGGACGCCUUCUACCAGGACGUCACCCAGGAGGGCGUCGAGGCCGGGCUCCAGAGCCUCGUGGCCGGCGGCGCGCCGCCCAAGUUCGUCAUCAUCGACGACGGCUGGCAGUCGGUCGGCACAGACAAACCGAACGCCAACGAAGAUCCCGCUGGCGAAGCCAACAAGCCGCAAGGCCUGCCCCGGCUCACUGGCAUCAAGGAGAACAGCAAGUUCCAGAGCGGCGAGAACCCGGCCACGGUCAACGGCAUCGAGACGCUGGUGCGCGCGGCCAAGGACAAGUACGGCCUCAAGUACGUGUACGUCUGGCACGCCAUCACCGGCUACUGGGGCGGCGUCCGGCCGGGCGUCGCCGGGAUGGAGGCCUACCGCUCCGCCAUGCAGUUCCCCAAGAUCUCGCCGGGCGUGGCGGAGAACGAGCCCAACAUGAAGACCGACGUGCUCACGCUGCAGGGUCUCGGCCUCGUGCACCCGCAGGCCGUGCACCGCUUCUACGACGAGCUCCACGCGUACCUCGCCGCCGCCGGCGUUGACGGAGUAAAGGUGGACGUGCAGUGCGUCCUCGAGACGCUCGGCGCCGGCCACGGCGGCCGCGUGCAGCUCGCCAGGGAGUACCACCGCGCGCUCGACGCCUCCGUCGCCAAGAACUUCCAGGACAACGGCAUCAUCGCCUGCAUGAGCCACAACACCGACUCCCUCUACUGCUCGAAGCAGACGGCGGUGGUGAGAGCGUCGGACGAUUUCUUCCCAAGGGAGGCAGUGUCGCACACGAUCCACAUCGCGGCGGUGGCGUACAACAGCGUGUUCCUCGGCGAGUUCAUGCUCCCGGACUGGGACAUGUUCCACUCCCUGCACCCCGCCGGCGACUACCACGGCUCGGCGCGAGCCAUCAGCGGCGGUCCCGUCUACGUCAGCGACGCACCGGGGAAGCACGACUUUGAGCUUCUGAGGAAAAUGGUGCUGCCGGACGGCACCGUGCUCCGCGCGCGGCUGCCGGGACGGCCGACCAAGGACUGCCUGUUCGCCGACCCGGCGCGCGACGGCGUGAGCCUGCUCAAGAUCUGGAACAUGAACAGGUUCACCGGCGUGCUCGGCGUUUACAACUGCCAGGGCGCGGCAUGGAGCUCCGCGGAGAAGACGAACGUGUUCCACGACGCAGGCGGCGCCGGGGCCCUGACCUGCGGCGUAAAAGGCCGCGACGUCCACCUCAUCGCCGAGGCGGCGACGGACGGCGCCGGGUGGUGCGGCGACUGCGCCGUGUACCGCCAUGCUGCCGGCGACCUCGUGGUCCUCCCCGACGGCGCGGCAUUGCCCGUCUCCCUCAAGGUCCUGGAGCACGACAUCCUCACUGUGUCGCCUAUCAAGGACUUGGCGGCCGGGUGCAGGUUCGCGCCCAUUGGGCUCAUCGACAUGUUCAAUGGCGGAGCGGCGGUGGAAGGGAUGACCUACAGCGUCCUCGUCGACGGCGACGGCAUGACGACAGCGGCAGUCGGGCAGGUGUGCAUGGAAGUGCGAGGACGCGGGAGGUUCGGGUCCUACUCGUCGGUCCGGCCGAGAAAAUGCACGCUGGGCUCAGCUCCCGUGGAGUUCUCCUACGACGCCUCCUCCGGCAUGGUGAUCCUCGAGCUGGAGUCCAUGCCCAAGGAGAGAGUUCACAAGAUUGUUGUUGAGCUUUAGGAUAGUUGCAGAAAUACAUCACAAAAUCACAUACAGCAGUAUUUCUCUUCUUCUACAAAAUGGUCUAUUGAUGCACACACAUCAGAAAUCAGAACCUAUGUUUUAUAAUGGUGUCCACUUUGAUCAGGCUUGUACCAUGAUGGUGGACGUUGUAGCGAUUGGAGAUGAGUAGGACUUGGUGUCAUCUGAUUCAUGAUUCAGUUAAAGGAACCAAGGACAUAGUAGUACUAUAAACAAAGACAAUUUGAGUUA